AUGGCCAUGCCCAGUUCCCUGUUGUGGGCCGUUGACAUUUUUGGGAGGGUUUACACUCUGUCUACUGUUGGCCAGUACUGGGAGCUCUGUAAGGACACGCAGCUGGAAUUCAAACGGGUCUCUGCUGCCAAGCAGUGCUGCUGGGCAAUAGCCUGUGACCAUCAAGUAUACACCUUCGUGUUCUCGGGAGACGUUCCUAUCAGGUACCAGGAAGAAACCUAUGAGAAUCAGCGCUGGAAUCCAGUUGGUGGCUUUUGUGAGAAAUUACUGCCCAGUGACCGCUGGCAGUGGAGUGAUGUGAGCGGGCUAAAACAUCAGCAGCUUGAUAGUUUCACACUGCCUUCACCACACUGGGAGUGGGAGUCUGACUGGUAUGUGGAUGAAAAUAUUGCAGGGGAACCAACAGAGAAAGGGGGCUGGACUUACGCCAUCGACUUCCCUAGCACCUACACGAAGGAUAAGAAAUGGAAUUCUUGUGUCAGACGCAGGAGGUGGAUCAGAUACAGGAGAUACAAAUCACGGGACGUUUGGGCGAAGGUCGCAUUACGUGACGAUCCAGAUCAGCUGCCAGACCCGUUCAAUGACAUCUCCAUCGGAGGGUGGGAAAUCACCGAUGAGCCUCUUGGCCGUUUAUCAGUAUGGGCGGUGUCUUUACAAGGCAGGGUAUGGUACAGAGAAAACGUCUGCCAUCACAAUCCAGAAGGUUCCAUGUGGUCCUUAAUCACCACUCCUGGUGAAGUUGUACAGAUCAGCUGCGGACCGUAUGACCUCCUCUGGGCAACUCUUUGGGAAGGGCAAGCAAUUGUGAGAGAAGGAAUUGAUAGGAAUAACCCUCAAGGCAUUUCCUGGAAUAUUGUGGAGUCUCCAAGCUCUGAAAAUGGGAUUAUGCACGUCUCUGUGGGUGUUGAUGUGGUGUGGUGUGUUACAAAGGAUAGAAAAGUGUGGUUUAGAAGAGGAGUGAACUCUCACAAUCCUUGUGGAACAAGCUGGAUUGAAAUGGUUGGAGAAAUGAUGAUGGUGACCGUAGGCUUAAAUAACCAGGUCUGGGGAAUCGGCUGCGAUGACAGAGCAAUUUAUUUUCGCCAAGGUGUCACACCAAGUGAGCUCAGUGGGAAGACGUGGAAGGCCAUUGUAUGUGGCCGAGAGAGUGACAGAUCUCAGACCGGCAGCUCAACAAGUCUGCUCAGUGCUGGCUGUUUCUUUACUGAUGAUAUUCAGAACCAGUCGAUCGUUCAGGGUGAUGCAGACACUUCCUCUGAUACAGAGCUUCCGAGUGUGCCUGCCAACUCUGCCAGCGCUGCCCCGGUGGGAGCAGCAGUCAGCAGCAGUGGCAACGGCACAGGCAAGCAGGCAGCAGAAAUAUGUGCAGAUUUGACUGUGGAUCCUCCGGACGCUGCUCAAGAAGAAGCCACUGUUGCUUCAGCUAGUAAUGAGAAAGCUAAUCUUGAAAUCCACAAAUCUUCUACAAACCCAAAUCCUUCGGCAGAACUGCAGUGGACAAACAUUGACUUGAAGGAGGCCCAAAAGCAUCCAGUCCUCUCCAUCAGCACCUUUGCAGAAACGUCCAGCCUGUCUUCCCUUGGCAUCUUCUCAGUGGGAGCUGAAGAACAGUACGGAGCCGAUGAGCACCCGCUGUGGGCCUGGGUGUCUGGGGGAGGCUGUCUUGUAGAUCUGCACAGCCCACUGAAAUGGUUCACUGUUCCUUCAGGUUUGUCAUCCUCUGUGCAAUCUCUGUCUCUGUCUAUCACUCCCGCACAGACAGCAGCGUGGCGAAAGCAGAUUUUUCAGCAGCUCAGUGAAAGGACAAAGCGGGAACUGGAGAAUUUUAGGCACUACGAGCAGGCUAUUGAGCAGUCAGUUUGGGUUAAAACCGGGACCUUGCAGUGGUGGAGGAACUGGAAGCCUUAUAAAUGGAUGGAUGUUCGAGUGGCACUUGAGCAGUUCACUGGGAGCGACGGAAUGCACGACAGCAUCCUGUUCAUCUACUACAUGUAUCAUGAGGAGAAAAAGUAUAUUCACAUGUUCCUCAAUGAAGUCACUAUUAUAGUUGAAGUGCUGAAUGAAGCCAAACAUUCCUUUGCACUGUACACACCUGAGAGGACAAAGCAGCGAUGGCCCAUCCGCCUGGCAGCCACAACAGAGCAAGAAAUGCACGACUGGCUGUCUUUGCUGAACAUGUCCUGUUGUGAGAGCAGACGGAUUCAAGGCCCUCCCUCUCACCAUGCCAUUUGGUCAGUUACUUGUAAAGGAGACAUCUUUGUUAGUGAGCCGAGUCCCGAGCUGGAGGCUGGACCACAGCUGAUGCCGUGUGACCAGAUGUUUUGGCGUCAGGUUGGAGGUCAUCUUCGACUGAUCGAGUGCAAUAACAAAGGCAUAGUGUGGGGCAUCGGGUACGAUCACACAGCCUGGGUUUAUACUGGCGGAUACGGAGGUGGCUUCAUUCAAGGACUGGCCAGUAGUGCUGAUAACAUUUACACACAGUCAGAUGUGAAAUGUGUUUACAUCUAUGAAAACCAACGGUGGAACCCAGUGACUGGAUACAGCAGCAGAGGCCUGCCCACAGACAGAUACAUGUGGAGCGACGCAUCUGGCCUGCAGGAAUGUACAAAAAUGAAUACCAAGCCUCCUUCCCCGCAGUGGUCUUGGGUAUCCGAUUGGUACAUUGAUUUCAGUACUUCCGGCGGAACUGAUCGGGAAGGCUGGCAGUACGCCGCAGACUUUCCAGCGUCCUACCAUGGUCACAAGACAAUGAAAGACUUUGUCCGACGGAGGCGCUGGGCAAGAAAAUGUAAAAUAGUCACCAACGGGCCAUGGCUGGAAGUACCUCCUGUGACCCUGUGGGACGUCUCCAUAAUCCCCAGUUCAGAUGCAGAUGAUGAAGAAGCAGUAGCUCUGUGGGCAAUCAGUGACAAAGGAGACGUGCUCUGCAGGCUUGGAGUGACACAGCAAAACCCAGCUGGAACAUCCUGGCUGCACGUGGGAACAGAUCAACCUUUCAUUUCCAUAUCAAUUGGAGCAUUUUACCAAGUGUGGGCUAUUGCUAGAGAUGGUUCUGCCUUCUAUCGGGGUUCAGUGUCUCCAAGAAUACCUGCAGGUGACUGUUGGUACCACAUUCCUUCACCUCAAAAACAAAAGCUAAAACAAGUCUCAGUGGGACGAACAUCCGUGUUUGUGUUGGAUAAAAAUGGCAAUCUUUGGUACCGGCAAGGUAUCACACCAAGCUACCCUCAAGGAUCUACUUGGGAUCAUGUUUCAAAUAACAUCCGUAAGAUGUCUGUAGGGCCCCUGGACCAGGUCUGGGUGAUAGCUGACAAAGUGCAAGGAAGUCACAGUUUGAGCUGUGGGACUGUCUGCCAUCGGACUGGUGUUCAGCCAAUGGAACCUAAAGGCCUCUCAUGGGAUUAUGGUAUUGGGGGUGGAUGGGAGCAUGUUACAGUCAGAGGAAAUGCAACGGUAGCAUCCAGGUCCACUACGCAAGACGCUUCUGAGGAAAACCCUGCAGUACCAAGGGAUUUAGCAGAUGGGAGCGAAGGGAAAACGGAGCACACUAAAACCCCUCUGAUGGUCAGUGAAAGUCAAGAAUUGGACAGAAAUGCUGUUAAUUGUUAA
Molecule: messenger RNA, 3609 nt
Organism: Eurypyga helias (sunbittern)
Lineage: Eukaryota; Metazoa; Chordata; Aves; Eurypygiformes; Eurypygidae
Gene: TECPR1
Product: tectonin beta-propeller repeat containing 1
Exons: 24
Coding region: 1-3609 (1202 amino acids)
Cellular component (GO): membrane
Source: RefSeq, a predicted model, not a curated record